AUGACCAAGGUUCUACGACAUUUUAAAGAAGGCUCCAAACAGUACGACUUGAAUCCAGACAAGCUUGUUAAGCUUAUCAAUGACCUUCUGUACAACCUUGAUCCGAAUUUGAACGCCGCUGCUCUUGUUAAUGACAUUGAGCGCCAUCUUCCUGAAGUUGCCACACUUGACGAGGUCCUCGAUCUCGUGGCACAGCAGCUAGCGUCUCGAAUCAUCUACCACCCGGACUUUUCCAUGGUUGCUGGAAGAGUGGAAGCAUUUAAACUUCACCGCGAUGUUCCCUAUCUGUUUAGUGAGAAUGUGGCUCGCUUGUACCGUGCGAUUGACCUCAGAACGAAAAAACGGUACAGCGUCAUCAGCCCAGAAUUCUUUCGUAUUGUUGAGGACAAUGCCGAGUUUUUGGAUAAGAUCGUUUGCAAGGAGCGGGACUUCGAAUUCACAUACUUCGGUAUGAAGACUAUGAUGUCGAACUACCUCCUCAAGCUUAAUAACAAAUGCGCUGAAAUCCCUCAGUUUAUGUUCUUGCGAGUGGCAAUCGAGAUUCAUCGUGAUAACAUGGACGAUGUGCUUCAAACCUAUGAGCUUAUGACGCAAAAGUAUUUUAUUCACGCUCUGCCGACCUUGUUCAAUGCUGGGAAUGUUUAUAACUUUCUCAGCUCAUGUUUUUUGGUGGCUACAAAGAAGGAUCUGAUCGAAGGAAUCUACAAAACGCUCACUGAAACAGCCCUUAUUCUGAAAGCUGGGGGAGGUAUCGGACUUCACGUACACGACGUGAGAGCUGAGGGCGCAUACAUCGCCAGUUCCAACGGGCGUUCCAAUGGGCUCGUUCCCAUGCUACGUGUGUUCAAUAACACUGCUCGCUACGUCGAUCAAGGCGGUAAUCGCCCCGGAGCGUUUGCCAUAUACAUCGAGCCGUGGCAUGCCGAUAUCUUUGAUGUUUUAGAUAUGCGGAAGAACUACGGUAAUGAAGAUAAACGUACUCGAGACCUCUUCUACGGGCUUUGGGUCCCGGACUUGUUUAUGGAGCGAGUCAAGGAGAAUGACGAAUGGCUGCUCUUUAGUCCUGAUGAGGCACCUGGAUUAAGUGACGUUUGGGGGGAUGAAUUUGUCAAUUUGUAUACGAAGUACGAGAAGGAGGGCCGGUUUCGGCGCCAGGUAAAGGCUCAACGAAUCUGGCACGCAAUUCUCGAACUGCAGACUGAAACUGGUGGUCCGUACUUACUCUUCAAGGACGCAUGCAAUCGCAAAUCUAAUCAGCAACAUUUGGGAACUAUCAAAAGUUCGAAUUUAUGUUGUGAGAUCAUCGAAUAUACCUCACCAGAAGAAACCGCUGUGUGCAAUCUCGCCCUGGUGGCGUUGCCUAGUUUUGUCAAACGUGUUAACGACGAGGAAAUAGCUUUCGAUUUCGAGCAGCUUCAUUACGUCACCAAAGUAGUGACACGUAACUUGAAUCGAGUGAUUGAUGUUACUCGAUACCCAGUUCCGGAAGCAGAACUUGGAAACAAGCGUCACCGCCCACUUGCCAUUGGUGUACAGGGUUUGGCCGAUCUAUUCUUCGAAUUCAGAUUGCCCUUCGACAGCCCCGACGCCGUGCACUUGAAUAAGCAAAUAUUUGAGACCAUUUACCAUGCUGCAGUGGAGACAUCAGUCGAACUUGCAGAGGUUGAAGGGCCAUAUGAACUGUUCGCUGGUAGCCCCGCCAGCGAAGGGAAACUUCAAUUUGACAUGUGGGAUGAAUCGAAGCUUACAGGGCUUUACAGUGAUUGGGACGAGCUUCGAGAACGCGUGAAGUCACUGGGGAUGCGCAACUCGCUUCUUGUGGGUCCCAUGCCUACUGCUAGCACUUCGCAAAUUCUCGGCUUCAAUGAGUGUUUUGAGCCUUACACCAAUAAUUUGUACACCCGGCGUGUGCUCAGUGGCGAGUUUCAAGUUGUGAACAAGUACUUACUUCGAGAUUUAAUUGAUUUGGGUCUUUGGGAUAACAAUACCCGUAAUCAGGUAAUCAAGGACUCUGGUUCGGUGCAAAAUUGUAACAUCCCCGAUGAUCUCAAACUUUUAUAUCGGACGGUAUGGGAGAUACCUCAAAGACUGAUUGUCGACAUGGCUGCAGAUCGGGCUCGAUUUGUUUGCCAAUCCCAAAGUAUGAACAUCUUCAUGGAUAAACCCACUUUCGGCAAGCUUACUAGUUGCCACUUUUAUCUGUGGUCUAGAGGUCUCAAGACUGGAAUGUAUUAUCUUAGAACAAAGGCUGCGCUGAGGGCUAUUCAAUUUACUGUUGACGAGUCUGAAUUGACGAGACGGUCGUCACGACCACUGCUUCAACGGUUGAGUCGUAAGCGCUACGCAUUGGCAGACCGCGUUGAAUUGGAAACCGAUGAGUAUACACAACGGCGUAAGCGAAUUCGCCGAAAUCUGAUGUUGUCCCAGACAGCAUCAAGUAAUGAAAUUGAUUAUGACAUCUACGACACCACGCCUGUUGUUUGCAACUUAAGCGAUCCCCAAGGUUGCGAGGCAUGCUCAGGUUAA
Messenger RNA from Diutina rugosa, 2526 nucleotides. RefSeq lists its product as uncharacterized. Gene Ontology annotation, biological process: deoxyribonucleotide biosynthetic process; DNA replication. The transcript has a single exon. Bases 1 to 2526 code for a protein of 841 amino acids. Gene Ontology annotation, molecular function: ribonucleoside-diphosphate reductase activity, thioredoxin disulfide as acceptor; ATP binding. The record is from RefSeq and is a predicted model, not a curated record. Lineage: Eukaryota; Fungi; Ascomycota; Pichiomycetes; Serinales; Debaryomycetaceae. Gene Ontology annotation, cellular component: ribonucleoside-diphosphate reductase complex.